Messenger RNA from Brassica rapa (field mustard), 1541 nucleotides. Its product is annotated as ABSCISIC ACID-INSENSITIVE 5-like protein 4. NCBI's taxonomy places the organism in Eukaryota, Viridiplantae, Streptophyta, Magnoliopsida, Brassicales, Brassicaceae. The record is from RefSeq and is a predicted model, not a curated record. Gene Ontology annotation, biological process: positive regulation of DNA-templated transcription. Gene Ontology annotation, molecular function: DNA-binding transcription factor activity. Gene Ontology annotation, cellular component: nucleus.
UUACUCUAAAAAUUGAAAACAAAAUAUCUAAAAAAACCCUUAAAGAGGAAAAAGCUCACCCCCUUAAAAUGGCAGUUUGUGUCGAGGUAGUAGCAAGCACACACACACACUUGUCGUCUCUCUCCCGCAACUCUUCUCGUGUUUCCGCAGUCACCAAUAACAUUAGGUAAAAGCUAAAGAGGGUGUGUGUUUCAUUUAGUUUCAAGAUCUGAAGAGGAGAGUGAUGGGUACUCACAUCAAUUUCAACAGCUUAGACGUAGACUCUUCAGGAGGUAAUGGGAGUGACAAUAGCCAGUCAAAGCCAUUGGGGAGGCAGUCUUCGUUAUAUUCAUUAACAUUUGAUGAGCUUCAGAGCACAUUAGGCGAGCCAGGGAAAGAGUUUGGGUCAAUGAAUAUGGAUGAGCUUCUCAAGAACAUAUGGACUGCUGAGGAAACUACGCAACCCAUCAUGACAACUACAUCCUCCGUUGCAUCCGUGCAGCAACCAAGUAGUGGCUUUGCUCCAGGAGGAGGGAGUCUUGUGCAGAGGCAAGGCUCCUUGACUUUGCCUAGAACGCUUAGUCAGAAAACUGUUGAUGAGGUCUGGAAACACUUGAUGUCCAAAGAUAGUUCUAAUGGAAGUGAUGCGCCUGAGAGGCAGGAGACUUUAGGGGAAAUGACUUUAGAGGACUUCUUGCUCCGAGCUGGUGUUGUGAAAGAAGAUAGUCAACAGAACCAAAACAACUGUGUUUCUACUGGUUUGGGAUUUGGAUUUGGUCAGCCGAAUCAAAACAACAUAUCGUCCAAGGGCAACAAUAGUUCUAUGAUCUUGAAUCAAGCACCAGCAACAAUGCAGCAGCAGCAGCAGCUUCAACCACCACAUCAGAGAUUGCCACCAACUAUAUAUCCAAAGCAAGCGAAUGUAACAUUUGCAGCGCCUGUGAACAACAAUAAUAGUGGUUUUGCUGCUAUGGGAAGAGGAGGGGUUACUGUGGCAUCAACUUCUCCUAGUGCGGAGAACAAUGCAGCUUGGUCAUCACCAGUUCCUUAUGUGUUUGGUGGUCAGGGAAGAAGAAGCAAUACAGGAGUGGUGGAGAAGGUUGUUGAGAGAAGACAAAAGAGAAUGAUCAAGAAUCGUGAAUCAGCUGCUAGAUCAAGGGCUCGAAAGCAGGCUUACACCUUGGAACUCGAAGCCGAGAUUGAAAAUCUCAAGCAACUGAAUCAAGAUUUGCAGAGAAAGCAGGCUGAAAUUAUGAAAACACAGAAGAAUGAGCUAAAGGAACCGGCAAAGCAGCGUCCAUGGCUGGCCAAAACGCAAUGCUUGAGAAGAACCUUAACCGGUCCAUGGUAAGAAGACAAACACAAGCAAGAAGAACUCGGACUUGGGACUUGGAAGACAAAACUAAUGUAAUAGAAGAUAGAUUCUACUGUACAGGAGAGAUGCAGACAAUGUAGAAAUCUUUUGAACUGAAUCUACUUAAAAGAGUGAAGAGUAUGAGAGAGCGUUUCAAUAUGAAUUCAUAAAUGUUAUAUUUAUAUGUGAAACUUAAAGAUUUAACUCA